Molecule: messenger RNA, 2055 nt
Organism: Habropoda laboriosa
Lineage: Eukaryota; Metazoa; Arthropoda; Insecta; Hymenoptera; Apidae
Gene: SCAR
Product: wiskott-Aldrich syndrome protein family member 3
Exons: 8
Coding region: 128-1888 (586 amino acids)
Biological process (GO): actin cytoskeleton organization; positive regulation of Arp2/3 complex-mediated actin nucleation
Cellular component (GO): cytoskeleton; SCAR complex
Molecular function (GO): protein kinase A regulatory subunit binding; actin binding; Arp2/3 complex binding
Source: RefSeq, a predicted model, not a curated record
CGCGGACGAUCUCUGGAAGAGAAAUAUCUGGCGAUCUUUGUGCUGCUGCGAAGCAAAAGCCAUCGGGUCUCGAGAAAGCGGUGAGUGAUCUUUGGAAGAAAGGCAGAAGGCGUUCGGCGAGAAGAAAAUGCCGCUUCCAAAGCGACUCGUGGAGCCGGUGCUCGUCGCUCGCGGUACCAUACCCGUCAACUUCCCGCUCCCGUCGGAGUUAGAAGCUGUAACGAAUGGCACGUUGGCCAACACCAUCAGGCAACUGUCCAGUUUGUCCAGGCACGCGGAGGAUCUGUUCGGCGAGCUGGCUAGAGAAGCACACGGAUUGAGCGACAGGGCCAACUCCUUGCAGGCUAGGAUAGAUCGGCUAGCUGUGAAGGUUACUCAGCUUGACAGCAACGUCGAGGAAGUCUCGCUGCAAGAUAUUCACAUGAGGAAGGCGUUCAAAAGCUCGGUGGUGUUCGAUCAGCAAGUUGUUUCUAGGGACACUAUGCCAACGGCGAUGCUGGAAACUUAUCAGCAAUGCGACACACCACCUCCUCUUGAUAAACUUAACGUUUACAGGGAAGACGGUAAAGACGGACUGAAGUUUUACACAGAUCCGAAUUAUUUCUUCGAUCUCUGGAGCCAGGAGAUGCUCAAAGAUACGGAAAAGAAGUUGCACGAUCGGGGGAAAAAGCCGCAUAGGCCUCGGAACGAGGGUGGCGGUGGAGGUGGAGGCAGACACAAGAAGCGUAUAAGGCAACCGCAUAAUACGAGAGAAAGGCAAAGACAGUUGGCCGUUGGACACGGCGAGUACAUUAUGCCGACGCAAAAUGUUCAAUAUAGACCACCUCACAAUAUACCAGACGAAUCGUUGCUUGGUUUGGUGAUGACCGAACCACGACCACCUAGGCCCAACAGCAUCGAGCUAAGACGAAGUUAUCCGACAGAGGAGCAACACCUUUACAGUCCUCCAUCUUCCGACCAUUACAGGGCAGCAAAUUACGUGGCUCAAGGAUACGAGGACAACUUGUACGGCUCACACUAUGGUACAAGUCAAGGACAAGGAGGUAGCGAAACGUAUCAGAGUCCUGGUGGUCAGAGCACUCCAAGCAGAGGUGGUAGGUCACGUCCGUCGCAACCACCUCCAGCUCCUCCAAGCAAUACCUCUAGCAAUUCAACGCCCACUGUAGCCUCUGCUAACAAUACCCCAACGCGAGGAAGAUCAAUGAGCACUGGUAGAGACACCCUUCCACCGCCACCUCCGCCACCUGGUGAAACUAUGUCUCCUCCUCCUAUGAAUGGUUCUAUACCGUCACAUCUGCUGAAUAGGAACGGAAGUCGUUCCAACAGUCCACUACCCAGUCAUCACUCCACGCCUACUCCGCCGAAUCACUCGACACAAAUAGGAACGGAUGAAACUGAUCCUGCUCCGCAAGAUUUACCGCCUCCACCUCCAACUCCUGAUCCUACACCACCUAGACCUAUUUCUCCGCCGUGUAAUAUUCCACCUCCACCUCCACCACCUCCGCCACCGCCUAUUGCUAACGGACCAACGCCUCCUUUGCCGUUGACCAACGGUGAUAUCGCUAAAAUGAUAGCAACCAAUCCACCCAAGUUGAAACCUCUGAAACCCUUGAAGAAUAUCGUGGACGGGCAAUUGAGGAAGCCCGUUAAUCCGAACAUCCCCCUCGUUGAUCCGCGAAACGAUCUACUUAAAGCAAUUAGAGACGGAAUAAAAUUACGUAAAGUAGAGAAGAUUGAACAAAAGGAGGUGGAACGCGUGAACGCAUUGAACGACGUCGCAUCCAUAUUAGCACGCCGCGUUGCUGUUGAAUUCAGCGACAGCGAUUCAGCAUCGGAGAGCGAAUGUGACAGCGAAGGAUGGGGCGAGCAGGAAACGAAUCUCGCGUGACCCACCUCACUUCCAUCUACUGCCACUGCCUCCUAAAAAAAUGGCUGACGAUUCUUGCGUUUCGUUCACUUAAAACGAAACCCAAUUUUUUGUUGCACGUCGCACAAGAUACACGCUUUGCUCGCCUGAAGUUAUCGAGUGGAAGUGAUUCGGUUCAAAUUUGGUGU